GUACGAUUGUUCGCUGGCAGGUAAUCUCAGCCAGUGCAACCAUCACCAGGUCUCCCUUCCCUUCCCUUCCUUCCUCCUUUUUGUCCCGACAUCUCAACGGUUGCGGCGGCAUGAGCCAGCACGCCCGAAACCCACCCUCUGCGACGCGCCCAAUCAGCGCGCUGAGACUGACGACCAAGUGGACGUCUCAUCAACCGCCAGACGCCCCGUGGCCAAACAUCUACAACGGGAUCGCGACGGCAAAUCGAGAGCAUCACGUCCUCGAAACACUAAACAGGAGGGGGAGGGCGGAAGCCAAGGGAAACAAAGCGGCCAGACGGAGACAAGCUAUGCUGUGUUCGCACUGCGCGUCCUCGUAAGAUUGGCCCGUGAUGGAGGAAGAAGGAGGAGAAUGACAAG
Molecule: messenger RNA, 399 nt
Organism: Colletotrichum navitas
Lineage: Eukaryota; Fungi; Ascomycota; Sordariomycetes; Glomerellales; Glomerellaceae
Exons: 1
Coding region: 111-359 (82 amino acids)
Source: RefSeq, a predicted model, not a curated record